Molecule: messenger RNA, 1755 nt
Organism: Nematostella vectensis (starlet sea anemone)
Lineage: Eukaryota; Metazoa; Cnidaria; Anthozoa; Actiniaria; Edwardsiidae
Product: cannabinoid receptor type 1A
Exons: 1
Coding region: 283-1329 (348 amino acids)
Biological process (GO): G protein-coupled receptor signaling pathway
Cellular component (GO): membrane
Molecular function (GO): G protein-coupled receptor activity
Source: RefSeq, a predicted model, not a curated record
CACAAGUAGGCGUAGAGACUUAUCGGAUAAGAAUUGAAUGGGAGUAUUAAUUAAAGGUGCAAUCCACCUUUUUAAAUGUUCACCCCUAAAAGUGCAUUAAAAAACCAAAACAAAGCUUGACGCACACUAGCCGUCAAAGCUAUGUUCCGCGCAGAAGAAACCUUUAUCUUUUUUUAAAAACAUGCCAGGCUACCGGUAAUGAGAGUGGCAUAGAUUCAUUACCAUACUUAGAAGAGUAUAAAUAGCGUGGAGAGUUAGAAUAUUCACUCUUUUUCCUUUGUCAUGGUAGCCAACAAGACCCUAGCUAUGGGGGAAGAUUACAUCCAAUGCGCUGUCUCCAAUCUUAUGACAUGGAACCCGAGUUUCACUGGCUUGGGCACUAAGAUUUCAUCCAUAAGUGCAACCGUGGUGAAUUUCCUGACUUUGCCUUGGACGGCGGCACUCAACGUGGUCGUUCUAAAGGCCUUACUGACAGUACCAACAUUGAGGGUACGCAAGUCGAACAUAGCUCUGUCCCUGUUGGCCGUCACGGACUUUCUGAGUGGUGUUACAAGCCAACCCUUGUUUUUGGCCCGAGAAGUAACACACCUAACUGCAUAUGGCCCGCUCUGUACACUUGAAAAUUCCAUCCACUUCUGCGUGUAUGUGUUUUCGGGAUCCUCUUUGUACCAUUUACUCAUUGUUACUUACGAUCGCUUCGUGGCAAUAACAAGGCCAUAUGAGUACCCACAACUAGUCACGAAAAGACGGUUAUCGCACGCUUCUUUGCUGUCCUGGAUCAUCAACAUCAUCAACGCAGUCAUCCGGUACUCGUGCCCAUCCGACGAAAAACUAACUUUCUGGAUGAACAUUUUCUCACUAUCCAAUAUCUUCGUGUUUACUUGGGUGAUUGUUUAUUGGAACUCGCGGAUUUUACUAGAGGUCCGUAGACAGAAAAUUCAAAUGAAAACACAGGCCGUCGCCGUUGCGGAUGUGAAGACGAAGCAAAAGGAAAACAAAGCUGCAAAAACGGCGAUUAUUUUAUUAGGGGCGCUAAUGGUUACCUAUGCACCGGCUUUGGCAUUAGUCCCGACAUUCCUUCUAAAGCCCUCCUUGCUUAAGUCGGAAUUAGUGUUUUCUUUUAUUGCUUGGGUUGAGACAUUUAUGCUUCUCAACUCGUUAACAAACCCUCUGAUUUACUGCUUGCGAUCUCGCGAACUGAGACAUCAUAUGGCAAGGAAGUUCAAAUGGGUGAGACUAGUGGCGGGGGCUGACCCUACGAGUCAAGCGCCAAGUCGCCCGCAAAGUGGGAAAAGGCAUCACGGCGGGUUAAGUAAAACAGCAAAUUAGAGAGAAAAAUCUAGAAAUGCAGAUCAAACGCGUACGCAAAAGGCCUGGUGAUUAAAACUCGGAAACCCAAGCCAGUGUGAGACCACCUAAUUUUUUAAUUGCACGUCUAAUAGAAGAAGAAAAACAUCACACAUACUGUAUUGUCAAUUCCACCCUCUCAAUCCGAGGCCGCACCAAGCGUGUUUGAAUGCGUUCAUACAGGCAUACAUGAAGGCACAUCUCUUUGCCCUCAAUUGUUUGGCAUUGUUCCUUACUUUAUAAGAACAUUUUAGCAUCGACUCAACCAAGGUUUAUCCUGAAGAAGGCGUUAUUAGGCACAGAAAACAUAAUUCGAUAAAAAGGAAAACGCAGAAAACUAUUUGCACAAUUAUUUUCUUCCACAGUUCGGGGAACGAUGUUUGUUCUUAAAAGUUUUGGUAAAUUUCA